AUGAGGGCUGGUGUUGAUGUCUUUGCUCUUGACUAUGAUGCUAUUAUUGCUGCCAUGUAUGCAUUGACUGUUAGUGCCGAGGGAGACUGUUACUUGUGUGUGCCGCCUGACCCAGGUAUAGAGCCCGCUGCCCUGGGUACUAGUGAGUCUGCUCUCUCUGGUAUGGUGCCCCCUGUACUUGCUCCCCCCAGUGCUGUCCCGGCUGGUUUCGAGUCUGCUCUCUCAGGUACAGCACCCACAGAGACUGCUCUCUUAGGUACCGCACCGGCUGAGGCCUGUCACACCUUCACCCUUGACUCAGGUGCUUCCCGUUGCUUCUUCCGUGACAGUACUGAGCUCACACCGCUUCCUGCACCGGUCCCAGUCUCCUUGGCUGACCCCUCUGGGGGCCCAGUCCUUGCCCAGUCCACCACUGUCCUCCCUUGUCCGGCGGUUCCGUCUGGCUCGUUGUCGGGUUUCCACCUCCCCUCGUUCUCGACGAACCUGGUGAGCAACGCUGUCCUCCAGGAUCAGUGGGUUGACACCUUUACCCCUGGCGGACAGCGUGUGGCGAUCUGCACGUGCUCCAGGACCGGCCGUCACCUGGCUACGUUUACCCGUCGGCCGGGGUCGAGUCUCUACACACUGACCACUGCGUCUCCUCAGGUAGCUGCUGUCGGUCAGGUGUCUGCGUCAGGUCUGGUAGCCCACGCCUGUGAGUGUCGUUCCCUGUCGCACCAGACUCUUCUCUGGCACCACCGCCUGGGUCACCCCUCCUUGCCACGCCUUCGUGGCAUGCACCGUCGCCACCUUGUGUCCGGUCUUCCCAGGUCCCUCCCUCCCCUCCCUGCCUCGCCUGCGCCGCCUUGCCUUCCUUGCGUCGAGGGGCGGCAGCGCGCCGCUCCUCACUCCUCCUCGUUCCCCCCGACAGAGGCUCCUCUGCAGACCCUCCACCUGGACGUGUGGGGCCCAGCCCGCGUUCGUGGUCAGGGCGGUGAGCGGUACUUUUUGCUGGUUGUCGACGACUACUCGCGUUACACCACGGUCUUCCCCUUGCGCACCAAGGGUGAGGUCCCUGCUGUUCUGAUCCCUUGGAUCCGCACGGUUCGUCUCCAGCUCCGCCGCCGUUUCCGGACGGAUCUUCCUGUCCUCCGUCUGCACUCUGACAGAGGUGGUGAGUUUUCCUCCGAUCUCUUGAGGACCUUCUGUCAGGCGGAGGGCAUCGAGCAGACCUUCACGCUUCCGGACUCCCCACAGCAGAAUGGGGUUGCUGAGCGCCGCAUUGGCCUGGUCAUGGAGGUCGCUCGUACCUCCUUGGUCCACGCGGCGGCUCCCCAUUUUCUGUGGCCGUUUGCUGUCCGGUACGCCGCGCAUCAGCUCAACCUCUGGCCCCGUGUCUCCUUACCGGAGACCUCGCCCACACUGCGUUGGACGGGGGAGGUUGGCGAUGCGUCGCGCUUCCGGGUGUGGGGUGCUCGUGCCCUUGUCCGCGAUACGUCUGCGGACAAGCUCUCCUCCCGCACGCUUCCCUGUGUCUUCCUUGGCUUUGUCCCUGACGCGCCUGGCUGGCAGUUUUACCACCCCACCUCGCGCCGGGUCUUCGCCUCUCAGGAUGUCACCUUUGACGAGUCGGUCCCUUUUUACCGUCUCUUCCCCUACCGCACUGCCCCCCCCCUCCCCCGCCGCUUUUCCUUGCUCCUGGUCCCCCUCCGGUAG
This is a messenger RNA of Closterium sp. Yama58-4, 1695 nucleotides long. The record is from the annotation of a GenBank genome assembly. Lineage: Eukaryota; Viridiplantae; Streptophyta; Zygnematophyceae; Desmidiales; Closteriaceae.